Bubalus bubalis (water buffalo) is the source of this 4323-nucleotide messenger RNA. Its product is annotated as zinc finger protein 383-like. Bases 1054 to 3198 code for a protein of 714 amino acids. NCBI's taxonomy places the organism in Eukaryota, Metazoa, Chordata, Mammalia, Artiodactyla, Bovidae. The record is from RefSeq and is a predicted model, not a curated record. The transcript is spliced from 4 exons. Gene Ontology annotation, biological process: regulation of DNA-templated transcription.
CUUCUCCGUGCUGUUGCUGCCUCAGCGUCUGUCUGGGGAGCAGGCAGCCUGCAGGUCCUUGAACUCACACCAGCCAGUCCUGUGAGCACCUGCACUACGUGACCCCCUUCCUUGAGACCAGCAGUCUUGCUGAACCCCAGGGUCUACUGCACAGGCCCCCCUUCAAUGACACCUUCAGAGCUCACCAGAAUCCUGCUCCUCUUGGUUUGAAUGGACCCAUCCACGCUUGGCCUGGGGAGCCCACAGCACUUCACUCAGGGUCACUUAGAAAGGCCUGAACCCCAAUUACUGCCUCUUUCUGUGCCUGGUUCUCACCUUGACCUCCCUAAGAAAUCCCUUCCCUAAACCCUACCCGACAGAGAAGUCUCAGGUGUGCUGAGUGUAAGGGCUCGACCUCAGGGCUCCUGAAUGUGCGUCGUGAGGGAGAAACAUCAGAACAAACAGGGAAUUUGCUAAAGACUCAUUUCAUGGCCCCACUUCAGACCUGCAGAUUCAUAACUUCUUAAGAGUGGGGACGUGACCUCAAGGGAUUGUAUACACUGAACUGGUUCAGAAAGAAUCUUUAUCCAAGUGGUUUCCACCUGGUUUCCUAUCAGGAUCACGUGACCAGUGUUAAUCGAUAACCUCCCCAGUACCCUCCCCACAGAGUUUUCUCUUGGUCCUGUGGGAGCAUCAGUGUGGUUUGUAGGAAGUGCUCCAGGGGCUUCUAAGGGGAGGCCUGGGUUAAGGACGUGCCUCCUGGUCCAUUUGUGAGAGCUGAGGCCCAGCUUCAAUCCGAGGAGAGGCAGCAGGGUUGGUCUAGCUGGAUUUGGACCGGGAAAGUCAGUCAGCUCACGUGGUCUGUGUGAGCCGAGGGUUAGGAGCUCUCUGAGGAGAGAACAAUCAAGAAAUAAGUCCACAGGCUGGUCUCCAGGUAGGAAGUGAUAGUUCCCGAAUCUCUCCUGAGACAGGACAGGAGAGGUGGGUCUUUUCAGCUUUUCAAGGUCCUUCUGUCUGUAGUUGUGGUUGCAGGUUAUAGAGCUGUGCGGAUGCCUUUGAAGGUAUUUUCUCAAGAUGCAGAGAUGUGUUUGCUACAUAACAUCCCGAGAGAAGACAGAGCAGGAGGAAGAAGAAGAGGAAAUGGCAGCUUCUCAGGGACGGCUGACAUUCCAGGAUGUGGCCAUAGACUUCACUCAAGAGGAGUGGGAAUGCCUGGACCUCGGUCAGCGGGAAUUGUACAGGGACGUGAUGUUAGAGAACUACGGGAACCUGGCCUCCUUGGGUCUUGUGGUCUCUAAGCCGGACCUGGUCAUGUUUCUGGAGCAAAUGAAGGAUCCCUGGGAUAUACGGAGAAUGGAGACGUCAGCCGUACACCCAGCUGUGUCUUCUCACGACACCCAGGGUUUGAGGACCCAAAAGCCAGGCUUAGAAGAUUUAUUCCCAACAGCAAAGCUAGGAAUAUAUGAAAGAUUUCACCUUGGAAAUUUACAUUUAACCAAAGACUGGGAAUAUAUGAGGGCAUAUAAAGAACAGAGAGCAUGUUAUGAUGGACAAAACCAAAUUGGUACAGAUUCCCAUAAUGUAAACUUUACCGCCAAAAGAAAUCAAGGAUAUGAAUCAAAUAGGGAAAAACCAAUCUCAGAUGAUCAAUUUCAGUCAUCAACACCCACAGAUAAGUGUAUAUUUGUCAGCAAAGACCCACAUCAUCUCUUGAAACAUACACGUUCUCUGAACAGAAAUGUGGAAAAUCUGGAAAGUCAUCUAGUCUCUACUGCAAAUACUCAUUCAAACAACUCUGAGCAUAGGUAUCUAUUAAAUAUACAUUCAAACAUGUCUGGAAACCAGAAACUUAAAAAUGAGGGGGUAAAUUCCCAAUAUAAUCAUUUUGAGGGAUCCUUUAACAAGGGUUUAUUGUUCUUCAACCAACAACUAUUUUCUCCUUGUUCCAAAAUCUGUAAUGUUGAUAAUAAUGGGAGAGACCUUAUUCAACCAUCAUUGUUCAAUACAUAUGGAGGUAUAAUUAGUGUGGAACAACUUUACAAGCAUAACAAAAUGAGUAAUGCCUUAAGCAGGAGCUCUACCCCCAAUAAUUACAAGAGUAUACAUGAUGGAAUGAGAAGCUCUUCAUGCAGUGAAACUGAGCAUAAUGUUGACCAAGACUCAUAUCUCAUGAAACAACAGGGACAUCAAUUUUCAGACAAUUCUAAACAUAAUAAGUAUAAGAAUAUAUUUUAUCAAAGCUCAAAUCUUACUAUUAAUACUUAUAAGAGUAUUGAUAUUGGAGAGAAGACUUAUAAUUGUUAUGAUUAUGCUAAAGUUUUUAACCAGUCUUCAAAAGUUAUUCAACAGCAGAAUAUUCAGACUAAGCAGAAACAUUACAAGUGUAAUACAUGUGGGAAAGUCUUUAGUAACUCACCAAAUCUAAGUAGACAUAGGAAAAUUCAUACAGGAAGGAAACGUUUCAAAUGUACAGCAUGUGGCAAAGCCUUUAAUCAGAGUUCAUAUUUCACUGAACAUCAGCGAAUCCAUGCUGGGGAGAAACCAUACAAAUGUACAGAAUGUGGCAAAGCCUUUAUCUGUUGUUCACGUGUUACUCAACAUCAGCAAAUUCAUACUGCGGAGAGACCUUAUAAAUGUACAGCAUGUGGCAAGGCUUUUAAGCAGAGUUCAACUUUAACUGAACAUCAACGAAUCCAUACUGGGGAGAGACCUUAUAAAUGUUCAGCAUGUGGCAAGGCUUUUAAGAAAAGUUCAGCUUUAACUGAACAUCAGCAAAUCCAUACUGGGGAGAGACCUUAUAAAUGUACAGAAUGUGGCAAAGCCUUUACCCGUUAUUCACUUCUUACUCAGCAUCAACGAAUCCAUACUGGGGAGAGACCUUAUAAAUGUACAGAAUGUGGCAAAGCCUUUGUCCUUUAUUCACUUCUUAAACGACAUCAACGAAUCCAUACUGGGGAGAGACCUUAUAAAUGUACAGAAUGUGGCAAAGCCUUUACCUGGCGUAUGAGUCUUACUGUACAUCAGCGAACUCAUACUGGGGAGAAACCAUACAAAUGUAAAGAAUGUGGCAAAGCCUUUAUCCAUUGUUCACAUCUUACUCGACAUCAACGAAUCCAUACUGGGGAGAGACUUUAUAAAUGUACAGACUGUGGCAAAGCCUUUUCCCGGAGUUCAGGUCUUUCUCAACAUCAGAGAAUUCACACUGCAGGGAAGUGUUAGAAAUGUAAGGAAUGAGACAAAGGAUUUCAUCACAGCCAUGACGUCACUCACCGUCAGAGAAUACAUACUGCAGAGAAACCUUAGAAAUGAAUCAGUGAUAAAGAAAGGUUGGUCCUAAACAUACAAUUUUGAGAAAACGAGUGUUUACUUUGGAAAGAUACAUGAAUGAAAUACAAAAAUGUAGACAAGUGUUUAAUCAAACAGCAAAAGUAAAUCAAUGCCAGAGAAUUCAUACUAGAAAGCAUUUCAUUAGUACCACUUUUGUUGAAUUACUCUAAACAGAAACACUGUAGCAAGUAUUCCAUAAUUAAAACAUGUACAAAAUUGAUAUGUUAAUAUGGAUCACAAGAUGAAGGGGUGGGUAUUUGCAGAGGUAUAAUUAUUAUUCAUGUAUCCUUAUUUAUAUUAACGUGAUUUGAGAUCAUUAAGGAACCAAAACGAAUGUAAUUCAACUCUCAAGUUACUAUGCUGUGAUUUGUUUCUACUGUAUAUAUGAACUUCUGUUUCUGACGGUUGUUGCCUCAAUUGUAAGAGAAGCCCUUCUAUAUUAGGUGGGAAUCAUUUAUAUUUAUUCUCCAAUUUAUAAGACUAAGAACACAGUAAUGGUAUAUGCACACCAAACCUCUAAAUGGAGGUAUUUGUCACUGAUGUCAAACAUCUGUGUUGCCACCAUGAUGUAAGUGUUCAGGGAAUAAUUCAAAGUAAGACGGAAGUUUGCUCUAAGUUUUCAGUAAUUAUGUCACUUGCUUUUUAAGCAUAAAACAAGGGUUGUUCUUUAAAAUCUAAGGUAUUUUUAUAACAUCAACAUAGAGAAAUCAUGCAUAUUACCUGGCAGGCUUGAAGCAAGGACACCUUCUCUUCUACCUGAUGUAAGUAUAGAAAACUCUUUCUGGAAAAGUCAUAUUAAUAUAAUAAAUGUCCAUCCCUGUUUACUAAAUUAGCCUCCAUUUUGUAAACCAUAUAAAUCACAUUCACAGAUCAUUUUAUCAGAGAAACAGGAAAGUUUUUAGAAGCUUGUAAUCUGUAUUUUAAUCAAGGAUCAAACAACAGUUGUAAAAGGUUUUAUUCCAUCUGUGUAAAAUUAAUGUAUGUUAAUUAAUAAAAGUGAAUGGUUUUUUAGUGUUA